AUGGAUGGCUUCGAUAAUAACGCCAGGCCUUACUUGGCUCUGAUGCCUACCGAAAUACAAACAAAAAUAUGUACAUACCUCCCAACCGCCAGCCUUGCAAACUUGGCAAUGACAUGUCGCACCAUCCAUGGCAGCGCUCAUAGGGUCCUAUAUCUGCGAAAUGCCGCAGAGGAGAACUCGUCGGCAGUUAAAUAUGCGAUCCUCGUCUCCGCAAAAAAGUACAAAGAAAGGGCCGCAUUGGACAUUAUUGACAUGGCCAUUUCCCAUGGGGCACAGCUGGACUUUAUCCAUCCAGAUCCUACCCAACCCCAGACAUAUGCAACUGCGCUUCACAUGGCGGCCGCCUUGGGCUACUGCUCGAUCGUCAAGCGACUGCUUGAACAAAAUGCCUGUGUGACGCUACCGAGUCGGAAUCUCUGGAACAUGAUCCCAUUAGAUUCGUGUGAGUGGGAUCGGAUCGUCAAGAGAGCCGCGCCUUGCCUCACAAGCACGCGCUCAUGGUGUGACAGAAAGGUCAAGGCUGAUCUUACCCGUGUCGCAUGGCUGCCCUUAUUUGUUCCUUUCCUACGCAAGAACAAAGAGAUUCUUAGACUUCUAUUACCCCGUGUUCCAGAUUGCCGUCUUACCCUUGAUUUUCAAGGCCAGGGUUGUGGUGCUCUUACAGCACUUCAUGUCAUUUCGGCAAUGGAGAACCCAGACGAGAACCUUUUAAAGAAAGUGUUACAACUUUCAACGAGCCUGAUAAACGAGAAACUCCCUGGUGAUGCUGGAAGUGCAUUGCAUGUCGCACUAAGACAAGGAAAUGCAUCCAUGUUCCAGAUGCUUAUGGAUAAGGGGGCUGAUUUGAAUCUGCAAACCCACUGUCUUGGAUAUACUCCGAUUCACAUGGCGAUAAUUCGCUGUUAUGAAGCUGACACGCCUGAACGCAAGGUCUAUCAAAGUUUCAUUGAGCUUCUUGUGAACAAGGGGGCAGACUUGGACAAGGCGACGCUGUUCGAAGGCUUCACGCCGUUGAUGACUUUGGUUGGGGCCGCGGAGUGGGACUGGAAGCUCUCAUAUCGUAACAUGAAGCAGCUUGUAGACUUAUUUCUCGCCAAAGGGUGCCGCGUCAACCAUAUGGCGCCCGGCAGAGAGACAUUUGUCUAUCUUCUCAUUGAGAGAAUAAUUGAAAAGAAAGGGAAUCCUUCUCUCGAGGCUCUGUUAAGAGAUGUUGUUGAUAAAGGGGCCAACCUAAACCAUCAACUCCCAAAUGGCAAAUCCAUUGCCAAGGCAUACGUGAUUGAUUCUGAAAGAUGCCCCAGACUCGCAAAGCUUCUUAUCGAGAAAGGGGCUAGAAUUUAUGAUGAGGAGGUCGACAGUGUGUUCCUCAGUUGUUUCAAGAAUCCUCGAGUGUACAAGCUUUAUCAGAUGAUAAAGGACAAAAAAUCACUGGUUUCACAAGACGCCAUCGAUGAAGCCUAUCUAUAUGCGGUCAAAAGUAAGAGCCAAAAAUUGGUGGAUGAGCUUCGCGAUACCUGGAGCUUUUCUCCAUCCAACCUUGACACCCUUGUUUGGCGCGCACUCCAAGACCCAAAACAAACAUUGAUGAACUUCGUGCUCGGGCUGGACUUCAACGCCAGCACAACCCGCCGAGAUUCUGGAAGUUACUUACACUUGAUCGUGCGACAGCUAGCCAAAGACGGCUACACGGAAAAAGUGGCGAUAAAUAAUGUCAAGGCACUCAUUGAAAAGGGAAUGAGUGUGCUGGAGAAAGACGGAGAGGGCAAAACAGCCAUGCAGAGGCUUAGAGAAUCAGACAAAGAGCUGAAGCAGGUGACUGAUAAACUUCGUUUGCUGCUUCUCGACCAAAAGGACAGAGAGCUCGGGGAAUACUGA
Molecule: messenger RNA, 1875 nt
Organism: Clonostachys solani
Lineage: Eukaryota; Fungi; Ascomycota; Sordariomycetes; Hypocreales; Bionectriaceae
Source: the annotation of a GenBank genome assembly